GUCAUUAUGAAUUCCGUGAGAUGGCAGUUACACUUCAUACGGAUUUGGGUGAUUUGAAGAUAGAACUAUUUUGCAUGCAAGCGCCCUUAGCCUCUGAGAAUUUCUUAGCCUUAUGUGCCUCGGAUUAUUAUAAAGGGUGUAUAUUUCAUCGUAAUAUCAAAGGAUUUAUAGUUCAGACUGGAGACCCUACUGGAACUGGGAAAAAUGGUCAAAGUAUAUGGAAAAAGAAGUUUAAAGAUGAAUUUCAUGACUCACUGAGGCAUAAUGCUCGAGGAAUUAUAUCAAUGGCAAAUAAUGGUCCAGAUUCAAACGGUUCUCAAUUUUUUAUCACCUACAGCAAGCAAACAAUGUUAGAUAUGAAAUACUCGAUUUUCGGAAAAGUUAUCGAUGGAUGGAAUGUUUUGGAUGAGUUGGAACGUUCGCCGGUUGAAGAAAAGACUUACAAGCCUUUGACUGAUAUUCAUAUACAAAAUAUAACAAUUCAUGCCAAUCCGUUUGCAGAAUAAACUGCCAUAUACUUGUUUGAAGAAGUGAUUCUGUCAGAAAUCGUGAAUACAUGUAUAAAUUUGUG
This is a messenger RNA of Heterobilharzia americana, 571 nucleotides long. The record is from the annotation of a GenBank genome assembly. Lineage: Eukaryota; Metazoa; Platyhelminthes; Trematoda; Strigeidida; Schistosomatidae.